AUGUUUAAAAAAGGGGCCUACAUCAAGGAUAUUACUCUAAGAGACACUCUUCUCAAAGUGAUUGUUCUCACCAUUGGCAUCACCUCCCUGUCCUCAGCAGCAGCACCACUAACAUGGCCACCAAUAUCGGCAUCAUUCCAUCACUCACCACUCAAGUCUCUCUUAUCACCUCCACACCUACUGUCACCUCCACCUUCACACCCACCCCCGCCUCCACCUUCACACCCACCCCCGCCUCCACCUUCACACCCACCCCCGCCUCCACCUUCACACCCAUCCUCGCCUCCACCUUCACACCCACCCCCGCCUCCACCUUCACACCCACCCCCGCCUCCACCUUCACACCCACCCCCGCCUCCACCUUCACACCCACCCCCGCCUCCACCUUCACACCCAUCCUCGCCUCCACCUUCACACCCACCCCCGCCUCCACCUUCACACCCACCCCCGCCUCCACCUUCACACCCACCCCCGCCUCCACCUUCACACCCACCCCCGCCUCCACCUUCACACCCACCCCCGCCUCCACCUCCACACCUACUGUCACCUCCACCUUCACACCCACCCUCACCUCCACAUUCACACCCACCCCCGCCUCCACCUCCACACCUACUGUCACCUCCACCUUCACACCCACCCUCACCUCCACAUUCACACCCACCCCCGCCUCCACCCCCACACCUACUGUCACCUCCACCUUCACACCCACCCUCACCUCCACAUUCACACCCACCCCCGCCUCCACCUCCACACCUACUGUCACCUCCACCUUCACACCCACCCUCACCUCCACCUUCACACCCACCCUCACCUCCACCUUCACACCCACCCUCGCCUCCACCUUCACACCCACCCCCGCCUCCACCUUCACACCCACCCCCGCCUCCACCUUCACACCCACCCCCGCCUCCACCUUCACACCCACCCCCGCCUCCACCUUCACACCCACCCCCGCCUCCACCUUCACACCCACCCCCGCCUCCACCUUCACACCCACCCCCGCCUCCACCUUCACACCCACCCCCGCCUCCACCUUCACACCCACCCCCGCCUCCACCUUCACACCCACCCCCGCCUCCACCUUCACACCCCCCCCCGCCUCCACCUUCACACCCACCCCCGCCUCCACCUUCACACCCACCCUUGCCUCUAUAUUCACACCCACCCUUGCCUCUACCUUUACAUCCACCCUCGCCUCCAUAUUCACGCCCACUCUCACCUCUAUAUUCACACCCACUCUCACUUUCACAUUCACAUCCAACUUCACCUCCACAUUCACACCCACCCACACCUCCAUCUUCACACCCACCCACACCUCCAUCUUCACACCCACCCUCACCUCCAUCUUCACACUCAUCCUCACCUCCACCUUCACACCCACCCUUGCCGCCAUCUUCACACCUGCCUUCCCCUCCAUCUUCACACCUACCCUCACCACCUCACACCCACCCUCACCUCCACCCUAGUUUUCCUCUUCACCUCCACCCAUUCUCACCUAUACCAUCUGCUCAUGGCCACAGUUGA
Messenger RNA from Arvicola amphibius (Eurasian water vole), 1524 nucleotides. Its product is annotated as extensin-like. The record is from RefSeq and is a predicted model, not a curated record. The transcript has a single exon. NCBI's taxonomy places the organism in Eukaryota, Metazoa, Chordata, Mammalia, Rodentia, Cricetidae. The coding region runs from base 1 to 1524 and encodes 507 amino acids.